This is a messenger RNA of Cladophialophora yegresii CBS 114405, 1452 nucleotides long. Its product is annotated as protein phosphatase. Gene Ontology annotation, molecular function: protein serine/threonine phosphatase activity; cation binding. The transcript is spliced from 2 exons. Gene Ontology annotation, biological process: protein dephosphorylation. The record is from RefSeq and is a predicted model, not a curated record. The coding region runs from base 1 to 1452 and encodes 483 amino acids. NCBI's taxonomy places the organism in Eukaryota, Fungi, Ascomycota, Eurotiomycetes, Chaetothyriales, Herpotrichiellaceae.
AUGCAGAAACUCUCCAAGACAGAUCCUGCCCUCAGCGUGCCCCAGGGCUCACUGAACAACUCGGCCGGCGAGUCGCAGCCGACUCCCAAUUCCUCUUUCCUGGUAGGUGUGACGGAAGACAAAAACAAAAAAUGCCGUCGCACUAUGGAGGACACUCAUGCAUAUCUCUACAACUUCCUUGGCACUCCUGCCCCUGUACUGGCCUCGGCCGAUAGCUCCCUCUCGAAAAAGAGCUCGCGGGAAGACAAGAACAGCCUGACCACGAUCCCUUCAGAUUCUGGGCAGCAUGUCGUCGAGACAGAUAAUGGGUAUUUUGCCAUCUUUGAUGGACACGCAGGUACCUUUGCUGCAGAAUGGUGUGGAAAGAAGCUGCAUGUCCUCCUGGAAGAUCUAAUGCGCAAAUACCCGAAUACGCCGGUACCGGAACUGCUCGAUCAAACAUACACCUCCGCUGACAACCAGCUGGAGAAAUUGCCGCUCAAGAACAGUGGGUGCACUGCCAUUACUGCCGUCUUGAGGUGGGAAGACCGAGUGCCUACCAACCACUCCGCUACAGGGUCGCAAGCCAUUGCAUCCCUGGCAGCAGCGGCUGCUAAGGAAGCAGAAAAGAACGAGAAGAGUAGCGAAGUGUCAAAGGAUGCCAAAGACUCGACUCCUCGAUCAAACUCCACGGCUGAGGCGGCGGCCGCAGCUAUCCAAGAAGCCAAGCAGAAAGCCACCCGGCAAAGAGUGCUAUACACCGCUAAUGUUGGUGAUGCUCGCAUCGUGCUAUGUCGGAAUGGAAAGGCUCUCCGCCUGUCAUAUGACCACAAAGGUAUGGAUGAAAAUGAGGGGCGAAGGAUAUCAAAAGCUGGUGGUUUGAUCUUGAACAACCGAGUGAAUGGGGUGUUGGCUGUGACACGAGCGUUGGGCGACUCGUAUCUAAAAGACCUGGUCACUGGGCAUCCCUAUACGACUGAGACGGUGAUUCAACCUGAUCAAGAUGAGUUCUUGAUCCUGGCCUGUGAUGGGCUAUGGGAUGUCUGCUCAGAUCAGGAGGCAGUCGACCUCAUUCGCAAUAUCCAGGAUCCGCAAGCCGCCUCCAAGAUCCUCGUCGAUCACGCCUUGGCGCGUUUCUCCACGGACAAUCUAUCAGUCAUGGUUGUUCGCUUCGAUCCGCAGAAGCUGCAAACGAACACGAAGAUGGACAUUGGAGUCGAAACAGAUGCCAACAAAGACAAACUAGCUAUCAGUGAAGUGGAAAUGAUUGUUGGCGAAGCCCGACGAAAUUCUGGCAUUGCGCAGGAAGGCGUUGUUUCGGAUCAGGACUCGGAAGAGCUGAUGCAAACAGUGAUCAAGGAACAGGAAAACGAGGACCAGGAAGCGGGCCCCGAAUAUACGCCAGAGGGCAGACCCGAAGCCGAGAGGAUAUUGUCCGAAAAGAAGACAGAGCAAGUACAGAACGGAAGCUGA